CGUCGACGGGUUCUUCCACUUUUCACGCAUCGCAUCGCGGACAUGUCAACCGCAUCACAUGCCCUCCCAACUUAUUUCUCUAUAGUCACAUUUUCCUAGGUAUACUCACGACUACUAUCGCGACUAUAUGCGCCGGCAAACCCGCAACUUUUGCCGAUAAAUCAUCGCUUUCAAAUUACUUGGAACGUAAACAACCAGGUUCAUGGCCAGCCACACUUAAUUCGUUACACAUCUCAUCACCAUAGCCACUCUCUUCACUCACUCUUAGACUUCACUUCGUCUUGGCCCCAAUUCUUCACCCGGCUUUCAUCUCAAUUUUACGCCAUAAUUCUUAUUGAUUUGUUUCCGGCGCUAAGGAUAUUCAAUAAUGCAACCUCAAUAUCUGUAAUUCCUAAUUGGUUGCGUCCAAACUUGGUGCUUCCUAGGCAACUGCUCGGCAACACUCAUACCUGCUUAUUCUUUUUCUUUAGCAGGAGUUUGCCCGGCAAGGUUCCAUAGCCGUUCGGUCAUUCCUGUACAUUCUACUUGACUGCUCCAUCUCUAAAUCCGGGUACCACGGCACUGUGGUGGGCUGCGCCGAUGUUCUCCUUCAGAGAUGGCAACCAUCACCCCGUACAAACGCGAACUACCUUUCAUCCACCGAGCCUGGAAAACUGCCGUGGAUCGUCUAUCUCCAUACGGCAUGGGAAUCAAGUUAUCAUCAACAAACGGUGACAGCGUCGUUAAUGAUGAGCGUGGCUCUCGUGCUACCAAAAGACGUCGCAUAGUUGAAGACUCACCAGAGUCGACUCCAAAUGGCGCUGUUGGCCACUUAUUAUCUGAAAACUAUGACGACUUCGAGAAAGCCCUCCGCGUGGAAGUUCUCCAGAUUACCCACAAGGAAAGCUCUAAUUUCAGGUCCAGCAAUUUAUUGAAUGGCACGGGAUCUCCCGCAAAAAAGGAUACUCCGACAAUUCGUAUCCGUUGUAAGCUUAGCAUUUUCCGACUGCGUGGGUCAAAGGAAGUUCGCAUCCUCUAUUGCGAUAGCCAAAUAUGCAAUUUAAAGGUCUUUCGAGACGCAGACGAUAUCUGCCGGAGAGCUAGAAUAUAUCUCAAUUCGCCAUUUCAUAUCCCGGCGGAUAAAAUAUUCGUCGAGCGAGAUGAUGACAAUGGUUUUGAUCUGGAUGAUAACUAUCUGGUUCAAGCCGAGCUGGAGUCGGCUGGUGAUCCAUGUUGGCCACCCGUUGACCUACUACCCAAAGAAGAAACCCAGGGCAACAUUUCGAGCAACCCACGGCAUUGGGUUUUGACGUCUCAAGUCGUUUACAGGUUUGAAAAGCACCGGGCCUCGACACCUGUUAAGAUUAGGAAGAGAGUCGGUCAAGAAAUGGGGACUGAACUAAUGAUGGACAUGGAUCUGAGAUGGUCCACAUGUCAUAGAGCAGGUAGCACUACCGAAGUUGAGGUUUCACCUCCAGAGACCAGGGCGGCAUUUCCUAAUGGUGCUCUAGAGCCCUUAACAAACGGGCAUGUCAAUGGGAGGGCGGACAAUACAACAAAUGGCGUUUUGAAAGAUGAUCAGGAUGUCUUGGUAGAAGACGAUGAGGACCAUGAAGAGGCGGCAACCCCCAGUCGCUCACUAAGAACGAGGGGAAAGCAAAACUAUAAUCUCAAGCUGCUGAGUGACAAGGCACGAGGGAAAGAGCGUAAAGAACGCAAGCAACGUAAAUUGGCUGAGAAUAGAAGCCAAGCUGGGCAAGUUACGUGGGUACUCCCUCAAAACGGGGGAGUCGUACUAAAGAAUUUCCAAUGCAUACGAUGCUACGCUGCUCAUUCAUCCAUGAACCAGCUAGUAGAACAUGUUAAGGUUCAUUACCAGUUCAAGUAUGACUUUGAUAUAAGUUCCUCCCGCAUCUGGAUCUCUCAUCAUGGUCAAGAUACCCCGCGCCGGUCUGGCUCGUACAUGUUGGACGUUCAAAGCUCAGAGGGCCCCGAGAGCGACCUCGAAGAUAAUAUAUCCCUUCAUAGGACCCAUAACACCUUAACGCAGUCAAGGUCUUUGCAGACAUACCUCCCAGGUCGUCCGAAGGAUACAAGGCAACAAGUGCCAAAUAACAAACAGCCUAUGUACGAUCGUCUCAGUAAAGCGCUACUUGAACCAGGAUCUUUGGUCGAUCCGCCAGACAUCGACGAUACUUGGCUAGUACAAAAGCACCGAGACAUCAUUCGGGAUUACAGUGAUGUCCACCAAGAUGAGAAGGAAUAUAUUUCAGAAUGGGAUGCUUACGUAAAUAAAGAAUGCGUCACUUCGGAGCCUCAUUUACAAGACGUUUAUCUCAAAUUCGUCCAAGACAAGGCAUCGUGGCUAGUUGCGUCUCAGAGCCGCAUGACGGAAUUCUCAAAGCACCUAAGUUACCUAAAAGCAAGGAACUCUCUAGUUGAAUCAACUAUCGUUAAAGCGCUCGCAAUUAUGCGGCAAGCUAGGUCUCAGAAGCGGCCUGAGCAGCCUGAGACUACAAAACCACCCUCUCCGAGAACUCAGUAUCGCAAGUCAGCAUCAGGAUGUGCUAUCUGUGGUCAACCAAUCCGAGGGCCAUCCACACUAAUCUGUUCAAAUUUGGAUUGCGACAAACCCUUAUACCACAUCAAUUGCAUCCGAGGGCAUGUAAAGAUGCCCGUAGGGUGCCGCAACUGGCGUUGUAACGAUUGUUGCAGCAAUUAGGGAGCUCUAAGUGUGGAUGUUGUAACAUGUCCAGCCUACGUCUACUUCACGUUGGAAACCAGAAAUCACCUUCAUACGGGUGGUUAGAGACGGAUAGUUCGACUUGGAAAUCCUCACCCUAACUCCCGAGGGAAACGCAUGGGGCUCCUUAAUGAUAGGUGAUUUCAGAGCCUCAGUUGCGAUCAAUGUUGAAUAGGUGGCAACGAGGUAUCCGCAACUUCUCUGUAACCCAUACUACGUUUUUAGAGCCAUCUCUAUAGAGGGCUCAUCGAACAUAACAUACCUAUAACUGAUGGGGCAAUUUACUGCCAUAUGAAUCAAGGAAUUUAGUUAAUAA
Daldinia vernicosa is the source of this 3038-nucleotide messenger RNA. RefSeq lists its product as uncharacterized. NCBI's taxonomy places the organism in Eukaryota, Fungi, Ascomycota, Sordariomycetes, Xylariales, Hypoxylaceae. The transcript has 3 exons. Bases 596 to 2701 code for a protein of 701 amino acids. The record is from RefSeq and is a predicted model, not a curated record.